Molecule: messenger RNA, 1966 nt
Organism: Chara braunii
Lineage: Eukaryota; Viridiplantae; Streptophyta; Charophyceae; Charales; Characeae
Source: the annotation of a GenBank genome assembly
GUGGGUUGUCAUGCCAUUUGGACUCACCAAUGCCCCCGCGACUUUCCAAGCAGCUAUGACGACUGAGUUUCGCAACUUGCUCGAUCGCAGCGUCCUCAUCUACCUCGAUGACAUCUUGGUUUAUAGGAGGACGUUGGACGAGCACAUCGUAUACCUUCGCGUUGUUUUGGGUCAUUUGCGACUGGCCAAGUACAAAGCGAAUCUCGGCAAGUGCGAGUUCGCCAAGCAGGAGCAUGAGUACCUGGGUCACUAUGUUACGCCGAAAGGCAUUCGUCCCUUAGCGGACAAAAUCCAAGCCAUCGUGGAUUGGCCGGAACCCCGUUGCACGACGGAUGUACGCUCUUUCAUGGGUUUGGCUGGAUAUUAUCAGCGAUUCGUCGAGUCAUACUCGAAAGUGGCCACUCCUUUGUCGAGACUUCAGUCCCCGAAGGUGCCCUUCGAGUUCGACGACGCAGCCCGUGGCGCGUUCACUACGUUGAAGGUAGCGAUGCAAGCCGCACCUGCCCUCCGUAUAUACGACCCCACCCUUCCCACCCAAGUGACUACAGACACUUCGGGAUACGGUAUUGGUGCGGUGUUGGAACAGUGUCACGAGGACGGUUGGCAUCCGGUCGAGUAUUUCUCCCAAAAGGUGCCUCUAGUCAACACUCUCGAUGACGCUAGGAAGAAAGAGCUACUCGCGUUCGUUACCGUUCUCAAACGGUGGCGCCACUUUCUUCUCGAUCGUCGGCAUUUUAAAUGGAAUACGGACAACACUAUCGGAUUUCCGACGGGUUCCUUCUCCUUCACACGAGAGGAAAGGGCUUCACCUGAGCUCGCUCGACUCUUGCACACCGGUUGGAUUACCAACCAGGGUGUUCCGGAAGACAUAGUGAGCGACCGAGAUACUCGCUUCAUGUCGGCCUUUUGGACUUCCCUUAUGGCCGAGUCCAAUACGACAAUGAAGCCGAGCUCAGUUCGGCACCCGCAGACGGAUGGCCAGACGGAGCGAGCACACCAGACCGCUCAGAUUAUGUUGCGUACGCUCAUCCGUCCCGACCAGAAAGAUUGGGUUGACCGGCUUCCCGACAUUGAGUUCGCCUACAACACUUCGGUGCACCCAGCGAACUGCGUCACACCAUUCGAGCUUCAUCAUGGUGGAGAGAAAGCACGGAUCUUCGCUGAUCUCCUUCUGCCACAGGCCGCCGACAUAGACGUCCCUUGCUCUCCCGCUUCCGUUCGAAAGUACCGGGACUUGCUGAUCAAAGCCCGCGCGAAUAUGCAAAAGGCUCAGGUCCGCAUGCAGCAGCAAGCUAACCGACGUCGACUUCCAUGUCCUUUCCGCGAGGGAGACCUUGUUUGGGUCCUCUCCGAGGAAUUUGCGCUUGAGCAGGACGUUUCGCGCAAACUCCUUCCGAAAUGGUUCGGACCAUGGGAAGUCACUUCUGCCGUUGGAGACGACCCCGCAGGUCCUUCCUUUGUGGUCAACAUUCCUCCGCACCUUCCAGUGCACCGAGUCUUCCACGCGUUGAAGUUGGCCAUCUACACGCCACCUUCCGCCAACGAGUUUCCCAGCCGUCGAUCACAGGAUCCGCCUUCUAUGGACGGGCAUCAGGAAGUGGACCGAGUCAUCACGCACCGCAAGUAUGGCAACAAGCCAAUGCAGUUCAAAGUCACAUUCAAGCAAUAUGCGCCUGACGACACUCGGUGGAUCUCUAGUGCAGACUUGCAGACUUCUGCACCCCUUAUCUUCGCCGACUAUGAGAAGCGACGCCUUGCCAAGGAAGCAGCUCGUCCCGCCCGACCCGCCCCGGUAUCGGACAGACAAUUCCGCCCUCGCAGGUAGCUCGGUCUCUUAAGAGGGGGAGCGUGUUACAUCUUCGACGCCACACGGGCCCUACCGGACCCGACUUAGGGCUAGAGGGACACAGCAGGCCCUUAAGGCCGGGACUUGGGGUACAGCAGACAGUAAAGGCCACAUUUUGGA